GCGCCGUGAGGCGAUUGGCGGGCGCUGUCCGCGCAGGCGCGCGCCGCCGGCGGCAGAGCCGGGCCCGCGGAGCCGAGCGGCGGCAGCGGCGGUUCCGGAGCGCGGCCGGGCCGGGAGCGGCCCCGUAGCCAUGAAGAUCUGGACCUCGGAGCACGUGUUCGAUCACCCCUGGGAAACUGUGAUGACGGCUGCCAUGAGGAAAUACCCCAACCCCAUGAACCCCAGCGUGGUGGGCGUCGAUGUCCUGGACAGGCACGUGGAUCCCAGCGGGAAGCUGCACAGCCACCGGCUCCUGAGCACGGAGUGGGGAAUCCCGGCCAUUGUGAAAUCGCUCAUUGGCACCUGCAGGACAAGGACAUAUGUGCAGGAGCACUCUGUUGUUGACCCUGUGAAAAAAACAAUGGAGCUUAAAUCCUGUAAUAUUUCAUUUACAAACCUCGUGUCAGUUGAUGAGAGACUUGUCUAUAAACCACACCCUCAGGAACCACACAAAACCAUUCUGACACAAGAAGCAAUAAUAUCUGUAAAAGGUGUCAGUCUCAGCAGUUACCUAGAAGGGCUAAUGGCAAACACAAUUUCUUCCAAUGCUAAAAAAGGCCGUGAAGCAUUGGAAUGGGUAAUUAAAAGACUGAAUGCUGAAAUUGAAGAGUUUGCAGCUUCAGCAAGAGGAACCAUGAGGAAUUCGAUGGCAGCAGCAGCAUUUGUAGAGAAAUGAUAAUAGUUCUUAGACCUGUAUCACUAACGAGGCUUAACGACCUGCAGCCUCUCUCCAGGCCUAAUUACAUGUAUCCUUUGUUAUUUAAAGGAUGUGUGUAUGAGGCAUGUUAUAAAUUUAAUUUGGAGGAAAGCU
Molecule: messenger RNA, 850 nt
Organism: Serinus canaria (Common canary)
Lineage: Eukaryota; Metazoa; Chordata; Aves; Passeriformes; Fringillidae
Gene: PRELID3B
Product: PRELI domain containing 3B
Exons: 6
Coding region: 131-715 (194 amino acids)
Biological process (GO): phospholipid transport
Cellular component (GO): mitochondrial intermembrane space
Molecular function (GO): phosphatidic acid transfer activity
Source: RefSeq, a predicted model, not a curated record